Vanessa tameamea is the source of this 1004-nucleotide messenger RNA. RefSeq names its product serine/threonine-protein kinase Nek8-like. The record is from RefSeq and is a predicted model, not a curated record. The coding region runs from base 50 to 949 and encodes 299 amino acids. Lineage: Eukaryota; Metazoa; Arthropoda; Insecta; Lepidoptera; Nymphalidae. Gene Ontology annotation, molecular function: protein kinase activity; ATP binding. The transcript is spliced from 6 exons. Gene Ontology annotation, biological process: protein phosphorylation.
GGCGGGUAAUCCGAUAAUAAUAUAUAGAUAUUUUUGCUAAUACAAAUGAAUGCCGUGUAAAUUAAUAAAUAUGGAUUUUAAAAAGAGAUUUAAAAAGCAUAAUUUGAAGAUAUUGAAGACUAUUGGGAAAGGCACAUAUGGAAACGUUUACCUAUGCGAAAUGAUGAAAAACAAUAUGUUGACGAUAGUAAAAGAUAUAGAAUUAAACAUAAAAAUACAGGACCAUAAACAGGAAAUAGCGAACGAAGUUAAGAUAUUAUCAAAAAUGAAACAUCCUAAUAUAAUAAAAUUUUAUGAAUGUUAUUAUUUAGAUAAUCACGUAAUGAUAUGUAUGGAAUAUGCUAUUAGCGGGAAUCUAGCGGAAUACAUGUAUCAGCGAUGUCCUAAAUUAAUAAAGCAGCAGGAAAUAUUAUUCUAUUUUUGCCAAGUAUUAUUAGGAGUUAGUUACAUUCACAAGUUACAAAUAAUUCAUAGAGACUUGAAAGCUGAAAAUAUACUUUUGACGGGAAGUAAUGGAGUUAUUGUAAAAAUUGGUGACUUCGGUAUCUCUAAAAUGUUGGCUAGUGCGAAAAAAACCUCGACUGUAAUUGGUACUCCAUAUUAUUUAGCACCCGAAUUAUGUGAGGGAAAGCCGUAUGAUACAAAAAGCGACAUUUGGGCUUUAGGCUGUUUACUUUAUGAAAUGUGUACACAUCGCAGAGCGUUUGAAUCCGAGACCCUCGUUGGAUUAGUUAAAGCUAUAACAUGUGGAAGUGUACACCCAGUUGACCUAACUGUUUAUGACAGGGGUAUUCAGGACCUUAUCGACUCAAUGCUAUCUAUUUUACCAGACAAAAGACCAACAAUAAAAGAUCUCAUGGGAAAAAAGAUUAUUCUGGAAAUGAUAUAUGUUGUAUAUUUAGAUGCUGGUAAUGAUGAAUUGUUGAAUGUAAAAUUUAAUAAUUUGUAAUUUCAUUUAAUAUAAGGGUAUGAUGACAUUGAAAUAAAAUAAUAAUUAUGAUUUA